Molecule: messenger RNA, 651 nt
Organism: Drosophila hydei
Lineage: Eukaryota; Metazoa; Arthropoda; Insecta; Diptera; Drosophilidae
Exons: 3
Coding region: 78-548 (156 amino acids)
Source: RefSeq, a predicted model, not a curated record
AAAUUCUCCGUAAUUCCUUCCGAUUUGUUCACAUUAACAAAAUUUCAGUGUACAGAAAAGAUACAAAACAAAAAAAUAUGAAUACUAAUUAUGGUUGCCUUGUACCCAAGAUCGUCGAUAUGGGCAAAUGGGAGUCGAAUAAAAUUAGACACUACAGCUCCUUGCCACGCAUUCGGAAGCAGUUGCGCAGGGGAAACUGGAAUUACAUACAGGAACAUCCCGAGAUACGCGCCAUUAUACGUGUUAUAUUGCACCAUGUCAUCAACGAAAAUCCCGAUAAUGUUCGAGAGUGUAUAGGUGACUUCUUCAACUGCCGUCGUACACCAUUGCUGGUGCCCAUGAUAAACACGCAACUGAAGUACGUAAAUGAGCAGCUGAAACGCGGACGUUGGAGCAAGUUUGAUGCUGAAUCGCUGUUCAUGGAAAGCCCGUCCACUCAUUCGCUGCUGUCGACAGCAUCUACUGAUGUCAAUGUCCAUCCCGUGCUCACCUACGCACUGGUGUUCAAGAAACCCGAUGAAUGCGGCAUAGACAAGCCUCCUUACUAAUUACUAACCCAACAAUCACUGAUACUAUUUUUAAGGCUCUGAAUACAUUUGAUUUGUGUUUGCUUUUUGGUAAUGUUCUAUAAUAAAGCUAUAUAUAACGAUC